This is a messenger RNA of Brettanomyces bruxellensis, 627 nucleotides long. RefSeq lists its product as uncharacterized. The coding region runs from base 1 to 627 and encodes 208 amino acids. The transcript has a single exon. The record is from RefSeq and is a predicted model, not a curated record. Lineage: Eukaryota; Fungi; Ascomycota; Pichiomycetes; Pichiales; Pichiaceae.
AUGGCUACCGCACAGGAGUUCAACACCCUCUUAUCCAAGGAUGAAAUCAAACGGUUAGACUUGAAAAUUGCCAAGCUAAAUUCUACAUCAUAUGAUUUGUUUUGUUUUGGUCGUUUCAAGACUUUUGUUAUGAGACUGUUUGUUUCUUUUUCAUUUCCUAAUCAAGUACUUGGUAGAAUACUAGAUGCUGAAGUGAUUCCCAAAGAGGUUGAUAACAGAAUCCUCUCACAAAAGCUUGAGCAACUGGUAUCACUAUAUUUUAGUAGUGAUACAUUAAAUAAAAUAGAGAAUUUUAAACAGGGUCAAUUUGCUAUUAUUGCCAGCAUGAAUCAGUCCCUUAAAAACUGUCAUUUUUCUAAAGCAAUUAAAUAUAUUGUAUCAUUGGAAGACUCGUCUGCAAAGUCCAAUACAGAGUACAUCGCCGAUAUAGAGGUUGCGGCCAAGAUUAUAUCAGAUAGAAUUGUUUAUAAUGCAAUAAGAUCAGCCGUACAAUUCGAUAAUUUCCUCAUCAAUGAAUUAGCAACAAAAUAUGAGGGAAAGUCUUUGAGAGAAAUUCCUAGAGCCAACUUUUUAUCUUCUUUUAUCAAAGCACAGUGGCAAUGGAAGUAUGGUAGAAGAUUACAUUAG